This is a messenger RNA of Alternaria arborescens, 999 nucleotides long. RefSeq lists its product as hypothetical. The record is from RefSeq and is a predicted model, not a curated record. The transcript is spliced from 3 exons. Bases 1 to 999 code for a protein of 332 amino acids. Gene Ontology annotation, cellular component: cytoplasm. NCBI's taxonomy places the organism in Eukaryota, Fungi, Ascomycota, Dothideomycetes, Pleosporales, Pleosporaceae. Gene Ontology annotation, molecular function: glutathione transferase activity.
AUGUCGGGCAAAGAAAUCCACAAGUACGGAACCGACGAUGGCUGGCAUGGUGUCAUAAAAGAGGGUGGUGAAUUCCCACCAGAGGAGGACAGAUACCAUCUCUACAUUGGCCUCUUCUGUCCUUUUGCCCACCGUCCAAACUUGGUCCGACAUCUCAAGCACCUCCAAACCUACCUCCCUGUUUCUAUUGUGCGUCCUUAUCCGAAAGGUGAACCAGGCUGGCGUUUCGAUGCUACUUACCCUAAUGCAACCCCCGACCACCUCUUCAACAGCCAGUUCAUGCACCAGCUCUACUUUCGCGACGAUCCAGCCUACAAAGGAAAAUACAGCGUUCCUCUCCUCUGGGACAAGAAGAGUAAUCGGAUCGUAAACAACGAAAGUGCUGAAAUGUUGAAAUGGCUGCCUAGUGCGUUCAACUCUGUGCAAGAGAACAGUGACAAGGCAGAAGAAUUGGAUUUCUAUCCUCAAGAACUCCGCCAGAAGAUUGACGAGAUAAGCCCCUGGCUCCAGUCCUUGAUCUGCGCCGGAGUCUACAAAGCUGGUUUCGCACCGAACCAAGAGGACUACGAGAAAGGCGUUAUCCCUCUGUUCGCGGCACUGAACCGGCUAGAAGAACUGAUACACAGUAACGGCGGCCCGUAUAUUCUUGGUACCAAGCUCACAGAACUCGAUGUCCUGGCUUACCCGACGAUAGUUCGCUUCGACACUGUUUACUCGCAGCACUUCAAAACCAACUUGGGGUCCAUACGACAUGACUACCCUGUUCUCAACAACUGGCUGAAAAAUCUAUAUCAUAACGUGCAAGGAUUCAAGGAAAGUACAGACUUUAAGCAUAUAAAGGAGAAUUAUACGAAGAGUCACAAGGACAUCAAUCCGCUGAGUAUCACGCCGCUGGGGCCUUAUCCGGACGUGGAAGAAGGGUACGAGGAGGACUGGGGUAAAUUACAGCCCGGAAAGGUAGUGCAUCCGAGAGUGUUAGAGGCGCAGAGCAAGUUGUGA